CACCAAACUUUCGCUGUCGCCCAACGCGUCUGCACUGUCUCCAUCAAUCUCGAACGCCCCCGCCGCACUCCGUGCUUCACUCCUUCGACUCAGAGCCGUUUCCUUGCUUUCGAUUCUGCGACUGCGGGCAGCGAUUCUUUGUUUAUUUACGACAUUUGGUGUUGGGAAGGGAGUCCAAGGACUGGGGUGUGACAAGGGCUUUCCUAUACAACUCUACAUCCCCGACCGAGCGCGGCCAACGACGCACACGAUCCACCACUACCCUCUCGAAGCGCAUCGACAACCUACCCAGACACAUUCCGAGGCUUCCUGAAGCACCGCAAUCAUGGCUCGCAACAGCGAAAAGGCGCACUCGAUGCUCUUCCGCUUCCGCGCUGCGCAAGCCGCCGAAGCAGGCAUAAUCGACAUCUCGCGCACCCGCCGCCCCAAACUAAUAACCUCCGUCUCCUCGAUCCCCGUGUGCGAGAAGUGGCGCGGCCAGGUCCUCAAAGAGAUCAGCCGGAAAGUGACGAAGAUCCAGGAUCUCGCGCUGAGCGACUACCAGAUCAGGGACUUGAACGAUGAGAUCAACAAGCUGAUGCGGGAGAAGCACAUGUGGGAGGCGCAGAUUAGGAAUCUGGGUGGACCGAAUUAUAUGAGGGGAGGUAGGGUGGUGGAUGAGGAGGGGAGGGAGGUUCCUGGCGGAGGGAAGGGGUAUAGAUACUUCGGGCGCGCACGCGAACUGCCCGGUGUCAAGGAACUCUUCGAGCGGCAGCAGCGGCCUGAAGACGAUGAGGGGAUCGUGAAGGGGCGCGAGAAGCGGAGUGAGCUGCGGCAGAGAGUCGACGCAGGGUAUUAUGGAUACAAUCUUGAUGAAGAGGAUGGGACCUUGUUGGCGUAUGAGAGGGCGAAGGAGAAAGAGGCGUGGGAUAAUUUCAUCGAGCUGCCGGAUAAUCUUGACGAGAAACCAGGCAAGACGCAGAAGGAGUGGGUGGAGUUGCCAGGGGAUGCAGGGGAUGGGGUGAAGUGGAGGGUGCCGACGCUUGAAGAGGUCAACGAUGAGCUGGUGGAGCGAAGGAGGAGGAAGUUGCUCGAGAAGCUGGGCUGAAUACGUUCUCAUCAUCGACGACGGUCCGCGAUGCGAAGAACAGCUUCUACGUGGACACCGGGCUUGCAGUUCAACGGCGGACCAGCUUUACUUUCGUUUUGCAUUUCUUUUCGGGGGACUAAAAGUUUGGACAGAUUGAUUGAUACCCUCCGUGGACCAGAACGGAAUUGAGACCGAUGGGGCUCUUUUGUACACUGCAG
This is a messenger RNA of Trematosphaeria pertusa, 1287 nucleotides long. Its product is annotated as pre-mRNA-splicing factor ISY1. Gene Ontology annotation, cellular component: catalytic step 2 spliceosome; Prp19 complex; post-spliceosomal complex. Lineage: Eukaryota; Fungi; Ascomycota; Dothideomycetes; Pleosporales; Trematosphaeriaceae. The record is from RefSeq and is a predicted model, not a curated record. Gene Ontology annotation, biological process: mRNA 3'-splice site recognition; generation of catalytic spliceosome for second transesterification step. Bases 326 to 1087 code for a protein of 253 amino acids. The transcript has a single exon.